This is a messenger RNA of Trypanosoma cruzi, 3189 nucleotides long. Its product is annotated as protein transport protein Sec24C, putative. The record is from RefSeq and is a predicted model, not a curated record. NCBI's taxonomy places the organism in Eukaryota, Euglenozoa, Kinetoplastea, Trypanosomatida, Trypanosomatidae. Bases 1 to 3189 code for a protein of 1062 amino acids. Gene Ontology annotation, molecular function: SNARE binding; zinc ion binding. Gene Ontology annotation, biological process: COPII-coated vesicle cargo loading; intracellular protein transport; endoplasmic reticulum to Golgi vesicle-mediated transport. Gene Ontology annotation, cellular component: COPII vesicle coat; endoplasmic reticulum exit site. The transcript has a single exon.
AUGAACAACGGGGGGACGACCACCGCGAUGUGUGCGGACACGGCCUUGCCUCUUCCUCACCCCAUCCUUUCCUCUCCCCCCAUUCUCCCAUUCUUCCUGCUGUGUGAUGGGCGAGUGUGUCGCUGCGCCUCAAGAUGCGUCGUAUCCUUUUUUAUUGUCUCUCUUUUUCCAUUGUUGUUCUUUAUUCCCAAACCACCACCAUCACCAACAACAACAACAACAACAAAAGUAGGAUACAUGUACUAUCCGUACGGCGGCGCACAGCAGCAGCAGCAGCUGUUGGAUCAGCAGCAGCAGAACUAUUAUUAUUAUCCUCAGGGCCAGCAGGAGCAGGCGGGAGUUCCCCCCACAUCAUGGCAACAGUACACAAACCCGCAGCAUGGCGGUGCCAUGCACAACGGGCUACAAUUGCCUGGCCAGUAUCAUGAUCCCUACGUAUCUGCAACACCGAACGGGGUGCAGAGCUAUAGCAAUUACUAUCCCACACCCAACUAUCCACAGCAACAACAACAACAACAACAGCCGCUGCCACCACCACCACCCGCACCACAGAUGCAUCCGCAACAGCCACAGCUUCCCCAACAGCAGGUGCAGCAGUAUCCACAUCAGGAUGCUACUACUACUACGACUGCUGCGACGACGACGAACAAUGCCGCGGCAUCUACCUCGUUAAUUUCCUCGACAGGAGCCAUCCCCUUUGCGAAUUCUCAGACAGAUGCUAGUGGUAUGCAACUUCCGACACAGCAGCAUGCCUACCAAGCGCAACAGCGCCCGCAGGCGGGAGCGUUUCCUUCUGGCAAUUAUCCCACACAACAAGAGCAAUGCAACUCAGUUGUCGGAAGGUGCGCUCGUCCCCCGCCAAGACGCAGCGUGGAUUUAAAAAGUGCACCAAACCCACGCCGUGACAUUUCCCAAAAACCAGGUAAUCAGGAGAUUCAGACUUCUUCAGGUCAGUUGCCGCUAAGUGCCACGGGAUUUUUUGCCGUUGAUGACGGAAAUGCGAGUCCAAAGUUUUUUCGACCCACCACAAACUCUGUCCCCGCCGAGGAGCGCCUUGUGAAGGAUAGUAAGAUAUUUUUUGGAGCCGUUCUGGCUCCACUUUGCCGGCCGCUGUAUCCACGCGAGGAAGUUCCCCUUGUUGAAGGCCGGCCACCUGUGCGAUGCUUUCGUUGCCGUGCUUACAUUUCAUGCCACGCACGCUUUGUGGAUAUGGGCCGGUGUUGGGUGUGCCCCUUCUGUAACAUGGCGAACGAGGUGGAGAAUGAAUAUUUUUGCAACUUGGAUGCACGUAACCAACGGUUGGAUCGGGCAGAGAAACCGGAGUUGAGCCGAGGCAGCGUGGAGUAUGAUGUCGGUCCCUACCCGGAUUACGCACUCCGUGAUGAGAAGGAUGCACCGAUUCCGGCGAGACCGUUGCACUAUUUAUUUCUGCUGGACGUAUCUCAAAAAGCAGUCUCCAGUUUUCUCCCUGAUUACGUGGAUGCUUUGAUGCAUUCUCUGCACGAGAUGGCCCAACAGUAUCCUCAGUGCCGUGUGGCCUUCAUUACAUACGCAUCUACGCUACAAUUUUACAAUGUUCGUCACCCGCGAAUGCCGCAGUUGAUUGUUGCCGAUGUGGACAAUCCAUUUGUUCCAUUACCUUUUACGAGCCUGUGCUGGCUGACACUAGGCACCGAACUGGACCUUGUAGAUGCCUUUUUGAUGCGUCUUAUGGAGUACGCGCAGGAUCUUCGAGAAACGGAUAGCGUCAUGGGUGCCGCUGUGCACGCUGCCACGUUGGUGCUUGCUGGGCAGCACGGCGGCCAUGUCAUUUUGUGCGGACACAAGGCACCACAUCGUGGCAUUGGCGCACUGAAGCUGCGCGAGCAGCAUUUGUUGUAUGGAACCGAUAAAGAAAAGGAUUUGCUACGGCCCAUUGAAGGAUUUUGGAGGACAACCGCUACGGCAUGCGCUAAGCAGCAGAUAUCUUUUGAUCUGCACAUGUUUGCGGACCAGUACUGUGAGUUGGUUACAAUCUCGCAACCAUGUCACCUCUCUAACGGUCGUGUGCAUCUCUUUUCCAACUAUGACCGUGAGACGGAUGCGACCAAAGUACAGGCUGUAAUGAAUCAGGCAUUGCUGGAGGAGGCUGGGUAUGCGGGCAUCUUACGUGUCCGCUGCAGUAGUGGGGUUCGAGUGCAGGCCUACCAUGGCCAUUUCAUGUCACAGGACUCGCACGACAUGGAUCUCGCCCACGUGCAAGGCUCUUCCACCUUUUUUGUAGAAUUUGCACAUGAAGGGAAGUUGGAGAAAACGUCUUACGCCUACUUUCAGACUGCAUUGCUGUACACUACACGUGGAGGGGAAAGGCGCGUACGAGUGCAUUCUGUUCGUAUGUCAGUAGUCACGACACUUUCGGGUGUGUUUGAGGCCGAUUUGGAGGCGACACUUAUGGGAUACAUUCACGAGGCGAUUGGGAACGCUGUCAACAAAGGUCUACAAUAUGCCCGUAGUACUGCACAGGACCGUGUAUUGAAAAUGUUGGUUGCCUACCGUCGUGUGUGCACUUCCAAUGCCACAUCGUCUCUGCUGAUGCCUUCACGCCUACGGCUCAUACCAUUGUUUGUGCUUUCAUUUAUGAAAGCCGAUGCGCUAGUGGAGGGCACCACCGUACCUAUUGACGAUCGCGUGCAGAAACUUUUCUUACUCAUGACGAUUCCCAUGCACCAGUGUGUAACGUACUUGUAUCCGACCUUGUAUGCCGUUCAUCAUCUCCUUUCUGAACCCACAAGCGGCGUGAUAGAUCCAGAGACGGGCCACUGCGUUCUGCCAGGCUGGCAACAGCUCAUUUUUGACAGCAUCACGACAGAUGGGGUCUAUGUGCUCUGUGACGAGCAGGCACGAAUUGUGUAUUUGUGGAUCGGUUCCUCUGUUCUGCCGGAAGUUUCGCUUGAACUCUUUGGGACCACGAAUGCCUUGGAAGUUGGUCGCACGGUUUUUUUUGAGAACUUUGGCGAAAGGCUGAAGAACGUGUUGUACGCCUGCCUCAUGCGGGAUGAUGGAAUGCGGCGUUUUGUGAUUCUUCACGAAAAGGACCGCGGCGAGGAGGCGUUUUUUCGGCAAUUCAAGGAGGAGAACGAGGGUGGCUCCAUGGGCUAUGAUCAGCUCCUUGUGCAUCUGCACCGUGAGGUGAAGAAGUCAAUUGCAUAG